UAUAGCAAGGGUAUGCCUGGGGUGAUGGCGGGGGGUCCUCGGAGGAGUGGACAGCACGGGCUUUUUUAAGGUCUCUCUCCGCGUGGACACACAGGGCGCACUCUCUCCCUCUCUCCCUCUGCUUCACAAGCAAGAAGAAAAAGUGCAAACUGUCCUCAUCCGAUUACAUAAUGAUCCAGUAACAGUGAGCCGGAACCGGUGCUGCCAGUGCCAGUGAGCCGGGAGACACUGACUGACCGCUGGGCAAUCCUCAUCCAGGUCUCUCUCUCCCCCCGAAGGGGUUCAAGUUUUUUGUUUUUUUCUUUCUGAGAAAUUUAAUAUUGUUGUUUCAUUUAGAUGCAAGGAAUGACUUCGGUUUAGUUUUGCAAGGGGAAAGGAUGCAAGGCAAUGGUGAAAAGUGACAUCAAACAUGUGUGAACCGUCAACAAGUGCAACGCGGUCAAGACCUUAACAUUUUUGCGGCGUUUUCUUUUUUUUUUCUUUUUUUUUUUUUUUUUUCCCCUCCGAGACACAGAAACCGUCAGUUUGUUUUUGCAAAUGUUUGCUGGACAGUGAAAACUGUCCAUGCUGCACUCAAAGCAAACAUCCGUAACAGGUCAACAGAAAGUGCUGACCAUGACUUCGGCCACUCCCCCGUCCUCCGAAGGCUCCUCCCCACAGAGAGUGUGCCAUUCCCAGACACAGACGGACGUCGGCAAGCCCCUGCUCAGCUCCACUGGGCUUCCUGUGGUGACUGGGGGAGCGGCAGGAGCCGGGGGGCCCAUCGCCCUGCGCAGGAGGCGCAGAGUCCUCUCCAAAGAUGGACGCAGCAAUGUCCGCAUCGAGCACGUCAGCGGCAGGGGGGCCCUGUACCUCCGUGACCUCUGGACAACUUUCCUGGACAUGCAGUGGCGCUACAAGUUCUUCUUUUUCUCUGCUACGUUUGCCGGGACCUGGUUCCUGUUCGGGUUGCUCUGGUACCUGGUGGCCCUUGUGCACGGAGAUCUGCUUGAGUUUGACCCGCCGUCCAAUCACACGCCCUGUGUAAUGGAGGUGAAGACCUUGACGGGAGCCUUCCUCUUCUCACUAGAGUCUCAGACCACAAUUGGCUAUGGCUUCCGGUGCAUCACGGAGGAGUGCCCCGUGGCAAUAGUCCUCCUCAUUGUGCAGCUGGUCAUCACUAUGGUCAUGGAGAUUUUCAUCACCGGAACCUUUCUUGCAAAAGUUGCUCGGCCCAAGAAGAGAGGCGAGACGGUGAAGUUCAGUCAACAUGCUGUCGUGUCAUACCACGAGGGGCGGCCCUGCCUAAUGAUACGAGUGGCCAACAUGCGGAAAAGCCUGCUGUUAGGAUGUCAGGUGACGGGGAAGUUGCUGCAAACGUCUCUGACCAAGGAGGGAGAAACGGUGCGGCUGGACCAGCGCAAUGUGCCUUUCCAGGUGGACACGUCAACGGACAGCCCCUUCCUCAUCAUACCCCUGACGUUCUACCACAUCAUCGACGAAAACAGCCCGCUCAGAGCCUGGGCAGCAAAGGGUGGCGGAUGGGCGGACCCUGAUCUGGCUGACUUUGAGCUGCUGGUUAUCAUGAGUGCCACAGUCGAACCGACUUCUGCAACCUGCCAGGUCCGAACAUCCUACCUCCCGGAUGAGAUCCUCUGGGGAUACGAGUUCCCCCCCGUCGUCUCCCUGUCCCCGUCAGGGAAAUACGUGGCUGAUUUUGCCUUCUUUGACAAAGUGGCAAAGACCAAAACUCCCUUCUGUAAGCAGCUUUCAUCACUAAAUGACAAAUCCGAGACACAGUACAACGGUACAAACGAGGAUGAAGCAAGUCGGGAGAAGCACAAAGGGAAGGAAAAGAAGCGAGACAGGGGACGCAUCAGAGAUAGCAGCCCGCUGAGCGUUCGAAUUAGCAAUGUUUGAAGAAGAUGUAAACAGGAAGCUGUGGGAGGAAAUGAAGGUGAGGUGAAUAAGAAACAGAAAGAAGAAAAACAAGUAAGCUGCUAAACCGAUGAAAUACCAUUAAAUUUUUCAUCUACCUACACACACUGACAUUGUCUUAUACAUACGUCAAACCUCGACCACGCAGCAGGAAAACUAAACACCUGGGUUGGCACCGCAGCAUCUAAACAAUAGAAAACCACACGCCUGUAAAUAACGAACUGAAGAUAUCUGCAACCAGCCUUAGACAGACGAAACUUGACUAUGACAAAUUUACGGCAGGAUUUAAAUGUGUUUUAUAUCAUAUAGCGCACAAUACAAUGUACGCGGCAUUCACAGUUUAAAUUUUGUCUUUGACCGGUUCUCUUGAAGAUGAAAUAUCUCUUUACAAGUGAAAUGGGGGAAAGGGCCAAGAAACUUCUUUGGGUUUGUUGUGUUCAUCACCGAAUCACAGUACUGUUUUUAAAAGCUCCAUUGUAAGGGAUUUGAAUCAGAUUUAGUCGUAAAUCUGAGCCCUCCACUAUACCUUCCUCACCUUAUUAGGAAUGGAUGCAUUAAAGAUUAUAGUGUGAAAACGUGCUUCUCUCCAGCCUGUAAAUAGCUUGUCUAUUCUCUGCUGCUGCAGCAACAUGCAGCAUUGAAUAGGGCAAGGAGGAGGCAUGUACUGUACUGUCUUUAGGUACGAGGUUGCUCUCCCACUUUAAUGCUUAUCGAACGGUUCUCAAACAAAAACGUUUGCACUCAUCUCCUUAUGGCAACACACUGGACCUUUAAAAACUGCCUGCAAUGAACGGGUGGUGUAAAUACUGGAACAUGUUGUUCACGUGUAAUUUUAAAGACUGUAUCAUAUUUUAUUAGAAUCUAACAGCAUUAAUCGUUAAAUGGUCCUCUUUGAUAACUGUCAUGUUGUUACUGGGUUAUAUGAGGCUAUAGUCGUUUUACUAAAAGCACUUUAACUGGUUAUGAAAGUGAGAUUUUUUUUAUAUAUAAACAAGGAAUAACAAAACUAACCUCAUGAUUGUAAUAAGUGAUUAAAUUGUGUGUUUACACUGUGGGCAUGAGAUAAUACUAUUUGUAUGAAACCUUUUGUGAACUGUUUUAAAUCUUUAUGUACAGUAUGUUUCCAUGUAUCCAUGUACAGUGCAUGUAAAUAUAUCUUCCUAAUUUGUUUCCUUUGGGUUCAUAUGGCCCAAUAACGGACUGUUCUGACUUCUCAAUGUAUCAUAGUAACUGAUUUCGGGGCUCAGUGUUGUUGCUGUAAACGGCAUGCAGUAAUAUCUGUCUUUUUACAGCCAACAUUUCGUAACACACUCAGUCUCUAAAGGAAAGGGAAAUAUAUAAAAAUAAAUAAAUAAAGUUAACACAUUAAUUAUAAAAAGAGUACGGUUCUGCAUCAAAGAAGCCAUGUUAUUGUUAAAUUCAUUUUUGAAGAAUGUAGUGGAGGAUUUUUCUAAAAUGUUAAGUCUUGAAAGGACCUUCCAAAACGAAAACAAAAAUGGGUGAAAAUAUAUAUAGACUUUACCUUCCAUAAGUGUUUGCUUUUAACCUUACCUGCAAGCUGAAUUCUUGCAGUAUUUGUGCGUUCACAAACACACGAGAAUCCGUCUUGUACCACUUCAGCUUCAAACUUCGUUUGUGUCUGAACCAAAAACGGUUCAGGCCAAUCAUGUUGCAGUAUUGUGGUUUAAGGCGGGACAUACCGGUGCAGUGAAAGCAAGAGUGCCUGAGCCCCCAGCUAAAGCAACAUAAAGGCUCACUCUGAAUACCCUAAUAGAGCAAGGACUCUUUAGCCAAUGCGGAAGUGGGUCAGCGGUCAACAAAGAUAAGUGCUGUCCGAACAGUGCAGUUAGUAAGGAAGCAAGAUUUGCCUAGUAACCCUACUGUGCCCCUUACUGGCACUAGGGAGCCUUAAGAUAUCUCACAAUCCUUUGAGUGAUAUGACAUAUCAGAUUGCCCCUUCACGUAAAUCAACAAAAAUGGCCAGAGAAAAGAGAGCGGGCACUGUGUAUUUAAUUUUCGAAACGCUGUAGGCCCGGAUUUGAGUCGCAUCAUCAAUGCGAGUCAAAUCCGGCUUUCCAAAGGCUUUCCAAAAUCAGCACAGCAGUCCGGAGUUCCUUUCCUCCCCACCAUAGAAUACUUACUGUUGGCCCUGUGAAAGGUCAAGGAGCAGGAGCUAGGAAAAGGAGCUAGAAGCUAUUAUUAAGGGUAUUUGGAUGGAGCCAAAAAAUGGCAUCGCAGAAUGAUGCAUGCGUAACUCCUGAUAUCACAUCUGUCUUGUAAGUUUCCACAAUUUAUUCUCUGAUAACAGAAAAGCAAGAACUGCCUUGACUAGCUUACCUUUUUAUGUUUUCUUAUGACAUCUGCUGCUUACGUUUUAAUUUAUCACCAUGAUUGGC
Fundulus heteroclitus (mummichog) is the source of this 4313-nucleotide messenger RNA. Its product is annotated as ATP-sensitive inward rectifier potassium channel 10. Gene Ontology annotation, biological process: potassium ion import across plasma membrane; regulation of monoatomic ion transmembrane transport. The transcript has 6 exons. Gene Ontology annotation, molecular function: inward rectifier potassium channel activity. Lineage: Eukaryota; Metazoa; Chordata; Actinopteri; Cyprinodontiformes; Fundulidae. Bases 565 to 1899 code for a protein of 444 amino acids. Gene Ontology annotation, cellular component: plasma membrane. The record is from RefSeq and is a predicted model, not a curated record.